AUGAGCUUCUCGGUCACGUUCGCUGAGCUGGCCAACAUAGCCAUACCUCAGUGUGGAGUGGUGAACUUCAAGGCCCUUCACCUCCUGAUUCAGGGCAUCCUGGAUCACAUCCAAAUCGCUGGGCUCAAGAAGGUCCUGUCAGGAGAAGAGGAUUUCCUCCAGACCUCACAGGUGGUGUUUAUGCCCACGGAGGGAGAUGCCCAGCCCAUCCUCAACCCCAUGAAGAGGCUCAGCAACGUCUUCGACCAUGUGGUGGACCGCAUCAACAAGAUAGAGAGUCAGAUAUCGUCCAUGAAGGGCAUGCCCUCUACCACACAGCUGCUGGAGGCUAGCUACGGGGCCAACCGGCCCGCCGAGGACCUGUGGAACAUGAUCAAGCUCGUGAAGAGGGUGGAGGGCAACGAGGAAGCCUUGGCGACGAUCAUGAAGACCCUGCAGGACCUGCUCACUGAUCUCCAUGUAUUUAAGAACACUGUUGAAACCCUCCAGAAGGAUGUGGACGUGGUAAAGUACAUAUUUGAAAAGGUGAACCCAGAAAGAAUGGAGCUUGUCUGUGAAGACUUGAAAACACAGAACCGGAAGUUGGGGGCCCUGCAGCGGGAAGUGGUUACCCUCCAGAACAAGGUUCAUGCUGUUCCCCAACCUGAGGACAUGGUGCUCUGGAGUGGUCUCCAUGAGGCCAUGUUCACUCUGGAACCUAAGCUGGAAUUGGGACCGUCCAACACAUGGCAGAGCGUGACCUCUCUUCCAGAAUCUACCUUGGGGCCUGCUGAGGAUGGUGGUGGCCGGACUGAUGUCUCACACCCCACCCACAGAGCCACCCCUUUGCAGACCAUCCUGCAUUUUAAAUCUGCGGAAGGCCUUGAAGAGGAUGCCUUCACCCAGGCUGCUGAGUUUAGCGCCCCCCAGGGGGUAGAGCAUGCUCAGGUCUCCGUGUCUCAGUCUGGGUCUAUAAUUGGCCCUGGACAUGUACCAGGGCCCAGUGGGAGGCCUGGUCCUGGUUUCAUCCCAACCUCUUGGUCUAGACCUGGACUGGCUCCCUCAGGCGCAUGGCCCUUACCACCAAGAGGCUGGCCUGGGGCUAAUGCUUGGCCUAUGUUGAAUAUGGGUUUCUUCCAGCCUAGCCUAGGUCCACUUGACCCUCAGGGCCAGAUGUACAGGGCUCCUUUCCCAGGCUUGGAACCUGGACCACAAUGGCCUCAGCUGUGGCCACGACACCAGGUUCCUAAAGCAGGAGCCCACCGUCUUUCAGACGUUGAAGAAAGAGGGGAGGAAUCCGAAUAUGAUUACGUCGAUAUGCAUCAUGAAGCGAUCCCUAAAGAUGGGGCUCCUCAGGAUGCUGUUCCCAAGGAAGGGGCUCCUCAAGCUGGUAUCCCCAAGGAAGGGGCUCCCCAAACUGGUAUUCCCAAGGAAGGGGCUCCCCAGGAGGAGUUUCCCAAGGAAGAGGCUCCCCAGGAUGGGAUUCACAAGGAUAGGGUGCCCCAUCACAGAGUCACCAAGGAUGGGGCCCCCCGUGAGAGAGCCCCAAAAGAUGGGGCUUCCCAAGACACAAUUCCCAAGGCCAUGGUCCACAAAGAUGGGUCCCAGAAAGACAUGACCAAAGCAGCACACCCUAAGGGCCCUCCGUCGGCCCUAAAGAAGCUGAAGUCCGCUAUUGCGAUAGCUGCAGCAACUGCUGCAGCCUAUGCAUCAGCAGCAAACACAGCUGCCCGUGCAGCCAAAGCUGCUGUCAGGGCAGUCAGAGAUGUUCCUGCAGCCCGAAUGGCUUCUUUAGCCUCGACUUCGGCAGAGGCUGGGGCUUUAGGGGCCUCCGCAGAUUUCCUGGGUGCAGGAUCUAGCCAUGGGGCCAUCGACUUCAUACCCUUCAGUGACGAUGAGCUAGAAGACUUGCCUGAAGAGCUCAUAUCAUCAAUUCUUCCCCCCAUGGCACCCAGAUCAGUCCUGUCCCAGGCCAUGAUAACUGCCUUGCAGGCUGAGAGCCCUGAGGAGAAGAAGAAGGCUGUCCAGUACUCCAUGAGUCACAUAGCCCAGAUGCCUAUUAGGCAUGAUUCCCUCAAAGAAGAGUUUGACCAUCUGUCGACCAUCCUGCACCAGCGCUUAAAUUACCUGGCUAACUUUGGAGCCCCUGGCAAGAUUGGCAACACAAUGAAUGUGCUGGAGGAAAAGAUUUGUAACCUCCAGAAAGCCAGGCUACAGGAAGAAGAACUUGAGAGAGUUUGGGGCCACCAGAUUGAGACAAUGAAGAGUCACUACAUGGUGCUGGACAGGACGGUGGAAAAGCUCCAGAUUCGCAUAGAUGACUUCAAGACCCUCAAGGCUGAAAUCCAAAGGCUGGAUCAGAUUAAAGCUGAUAAAACUACGAUGGACCAGGAGCUGAGAGAAAAAGCUGACAAGGAUGCCCUGGCAAGCAAGGCAAACCGGGUGGACCUGGAGGUGGCGGCGAUGGAGCUGAACGAGAUGAUUCAGAGCAUGCUCUUGAAGAUCACAACCUAUGAGGGGGACUGGAAGAAGUCGCUGAAGCACCUCAGGAAGGACCUAAACACUAAGCUGGUCCACAGUGACCUCAACGGCCUGAAGAAGGACAUAGAGGAGGUCUGGAAGAUCGUUCGGAAGCUCCUCAUAGAAGGCCUGCGAUUCGAUCCCGACAGUGCCGCAGGCUUUAAGAAGAAACUGUUCGAGCGGGUGAAGUGCAUCUCCUGUGACCGGCCAGUAGAGAUGAUGACCGGCCCACAGCUCAUCACCAUCCGCAACACCCAUGGGCUGUCACAAAUGAGGCCAGCCAGCGCCAACAGCUUCGAGUAUCUGCAACGGCAGCUGAUAAGGGAACAACAGCACCAGCUGCAUUUCCACAACUUUGGAGUCCAUGAGGGUCUGGGAUCCCAGAAGGACUGGGGAGAUGGACCCCGAAAUGGGACCACCUUCAAGCACAAGCCAAAUGACCUGUCAACAGUCUACCCUUACGGGGACCCUGAGAUAAUGGACUAUGACACGGCUGAGGUGGACAUCCUGGGAGUGGAUGGGGUCCUGUACAGAGGCCGAAUGAACACCCAGUUUGGGACUCGGACUGGGGAGAAGGACCUGGCAGCUGUGAAGGUUUCCUGUCCUUCAGUUCAAAACCUGAGCGAUCGCGUGCGCGCCGGAUCCUUACUUGCUCCAGGCUACCCCCCCCUAGGCCCCCGCACCAGCAUCAGCUCUGGCACCACUCUACAUUCUGCCACAACGGUGGCUCGGCCGCCAUCCCUGCCACCAGUGCCACAGCUACCGCCACUGAUCCCAAGGGACCCACAGGAGGCCCCUGGACCCACCAGGCACUUGAGAUCUCUGCGGCUGGAUUCCCUAGCCAGCACCCAGAUUGCAGAGGAGCACACCCAGCUGUGA
Messenger RNA from Arvicola amphibius (Eurasian water vole), 3378 nucleotides. It is a transcript of the gene C4H16orf96, whose product is annotated as chromosome 4 C16orf96 homolog. The transcript has 17 exons. The coding region runs from base 1 to 3378 and encodes 1125 amino acids. The record is from RefSeq and is a predicted model, not a curated record. Lineage: Eukaryota; Metazoa; Chordata; Mammalia; Rodentia; Cricetidae.